Messenger RNA from Mauremys mutica (yellowpond turtle), 3107 nucleotides. RefSeq lists its product as uncharacterized. Bases 1308 to 1802 code for a protein of 164 amino acids. The record is from RefSeq and is a predicted model, not a curated record. Lineage: Eukaryota; Metazoa; Chordata; Testudines; Geoemydidae. The transcript has 3 exons.
AAGGCCCUGCCCCCAUCCCGCUUCAUCUCCCCAUUCCCUUGCCCCCAUGCAGCCCCUUCUCCCCGAGGCUGUGCCUUCAUCCUGUCCCUUCUCCCCGAACUCCCCACCCCACAUUGCUCCUUCUCCCCAAGGCCCUGUCCCCACCCCACCCCUAUGGGGGCCUGCAUGUACCUUAAAAAAUAGCCUCGGUUUAAUGAUGUCCCGACAUGCAGGUCUAGUACCCAGAAAAAGUAGAUGGGUGUGACCUAAACCUGACGAGAAAUGUUACGCUGAGUUUUAUAUUGCCUGCUCCGACCAGAGUACAGUGUACUGCCAAAGACAAUGGCAACGCCUAGCAGGUUGAGUCAGGCAGACUUGUAGCCCAUGAAGGGGUACCUGCGUGCACUGUCUGCCUGUACGCUACACAAUGUAGGCUGUGCAUCAGCAGACAUGUCGUCAAGCGACCUGGGUCUAGGCUCUGCUACUGACUUGCUGUGUUGUCUUGGCCCAGUCAGCAAAUUCAGCAAAAAUAUUUCUUUUGAAAAUUUGGACCAGGUCUAAUAAUAAUACAGGCAUGGCUGUCGCUCUAAUUCCCAGAUUUAUCAAAAAUAAAACUCCACAACUCAGUUUACUUUUAUUUAUUUAAACUCUACAUGAAAAAUAAGAGGGCUAUCAAAAGGUCACAAAUGCAUUGCAAACAGAACAGUUUGUACUAUAUAAUUUCAGUGUUAUGACCCUCCAGAGUCAAAAUCGAGAGAUUGGAUCCAAAACCAUUAUUAAAAAAAUAAUAAAUUUGGAUUCUGUUUAUUCACCUUCUGGGUUUUCAAUCUUUAGGAUGCACUUGGGUCACAUUUUUUCUUUUCUGAACAACCAUGAAUGCCAGAAACUUACUUAUUGUUGUCAUGGAAGCUGAGAGUCUCAUAUAAUCAUGUGACUCCCGCAGUUGAGGCUUUGCAUCAAAUGUAGCGAAUCUCCUGAUAAAAUGCAAGCAUGGGCAAUGUUGUGUGAAUGUGUACAGUAAAUGGAGAUAUCCUUAGUCAUACUGAGCAGAGAAUUGCUUAUCAGAUUUUCUUCUGAAAAUUUUCCUCUCCCUGUCUCUGAAUUGAACAGUGCCAGGGUGGAAGAUGGUGGCUCAUAAGAACGGCCAUAUUGGGUCAGACCAAAGGUCCAUCUAGCUCAGUAUCACGUCUUCUGACAUUGGCCGGUGGAUGUUGACAGACAGACACCCGGUCUGGGGACCAGUCCCAUCCAGAGCCUCACAGCGCCUGCCUGAUUCACUGUGGUGUUACUCCAAUUUAAUGCCAUUCUCCAAGGGGUUAUGCUGGUGAAUGCCAUUCCAAAAGGAUACAGUCUCUAAGGCUCUUCUGGUCAGCAGGCUCCGGUGGAGGGGGACGGAGGACGAGGGAGAAGGUGCAAAGAAGCAGCGGGUGAAACAGCCGCGUGACUGGCUGUGCCGGGACCCCCCACGCCGUGCUCGCCGAGCUGCCAGGCGCCGCUCCAUCCGCCAGCUGCUGUGUGACAACUCAGAUUGUGCCCUGUGCAACGAGGCGGCCCAGCAAGCCGAGCGGCUGGUGUACGCUGACAGGGCCAGCGCAUGGGUCCCUGCCGGGCCAGGGUCACCUCCUGCUCCCACCUCCCGCUCCAAAGGGAGAAACCUGCUGGGUAGAUCCAUGUGGAGAGGCCUGGAUGUGCUGCAGUGGUGCCGCUCUAGGACAUGUGUAGGCGACCAGGUCCUCCCACCCGCGCAGGGCCCCUUCCCACCCAGCAAGUCCCGCUCCCCUCCUGAGCACCAGGCAGGCAGCCGGAAAACGGAGGGAGGAUGAGGAGGGGCUGCCCCACCCACAGCAAGUCAAAGGCUCCUCCACGGAGCAGGACGAAUGUCUCUUCUGCUCCUCUCUCUGGGAUGAGACUCUCCUUCGCGGGCAAGAGCAGGCCCAGAGCUCCUCUUCUCUACAGCAUGAGCCGCUCCUACUCGCUUGGGAGCUGAGAACUGGAUCGAGCCAGCACGAGCCAUUUCUUCCCAGGCAUGAGGAGUACCCCAGCCCUGCUCCUGCCCAGCACGAGUCCUUCCCUCCAAGCCAAGCGGAACGUGGCUGAGUCGGGAGUUUCCUCCGCAGAGGCAGAGCAAGGAGCCCCCAGGCCGCUCCCCAGAGGCAGGCGCAUUGCCCCAAUUGUGUGCCGCUUCUGGCCAAGUCCCCAGGCGGGACCAGGAUGUCAGGGCAGGAGGCCAAACGGCAGCGAGACCGAGAAAGCACAGCACCCAGAGCCACGGAGGAAGCUCCGAUGUCUCUGCCUGGGAGACCCCUGGUGCAGGUCAGCCCUGGAGCCCUGCGUGUGGCUGGCAGGCUCGAAUUGGCCGAAGCGGAGACCCUCUUCCUCCAACGUGACGUCAGGGCGAGUCUCGAGCGGCACAUCCAGGUGAAGAGGCUGCAGCACACCCUGGGGCUGUCCUGCACCCUGCAGAGCGCUUUGAAGAUCUUCAUGCCCCCAGCACCAAAACCCAUCGCACGCAAACCCUCGGGGGCAGGCAGGGUGGUGACGAUGCCACAGGCCCUGCCCUUCCUGAGCGUCGGCUCCAGGACAGAGCUGGAGCGGCAUCUGCAAAGGAUGGUGCAUCUGAAGAGAUGGGGGCUGCCCAGGAGGAUCCAGGAGUCCUUGAGGCUGCUGAUGCCAGCCACACCUCCACACUCCCGGCUCGGCCCCCUGCCGUCUGGGAAAUGGGCUCCAAGGGGGCCAGGCCCAGUGACAAGGGCAGCCCAGACACCCGGCCUCAGAGCUAGAGCCCCAGCCCAGGCCUCCCAGGGCCCCGCCAGAGCGUCCAAAUCCGCACCCGGCUCGCACUGCUGCAGAGACACUCGGGAGCUGCAGGGGCACAUUGCCAGGAAGGGCUUGGAAAUCAGACUAAGCGCGCUGCCUGCCGUGCUGAGGAGCUCUCAGAAAAUAGCUGCCCUGGGGCGCAGAGACCUGCUCCUGCCUAAACUGAUCCCCCUAGGCUGCAAGGCCCCCCUGGCCCGCCACCGGCUCUGCCCCCUGCUCAGCUGCAAGGCGGGCAGCGUGGAGCUCAACGUGAGGCACAAGCACAUCCAGUACCUCUGGGCUCUCCCGACCCUGUACGCAAAGUCCCUGGC